Messenger RNA from Armigeres subalbatus, 3563 nucleotides. Its product is annotated as myogenesis-regulating glycosidase. Gene Ontology annotation, molecular function: hydrolase activity, hydrolyzing O-glycosyl compounds. Gene Ontology annotation, biological process: carbohydrate metabolic process. The transcript is spliced from 9 exons. NCBI's taxonomy places the organism in Eukaryota, Metazoa, Arthropoda, Insecta, Diptera, Culicidae. The record is from RefSeq and is a predicted model, not a curated record. The coding region runs from base 209 to 3181 and encodes 990 amino acids.
UCAGCAGUUGUGAUUUGAAUUCGAAAGCCGGCGCAUAUCGAUGAGCGCUUGCGUGCGCGUUUUGCGUUGGCGGAUAGAGAAAGACGAAAGUGACCGGUGGAAAAUUGUAAUCGCACGGGCUUUUCCUAACCGUUUGAGCUGUGUUGUUGUGACUAGUUGACGGCGCGACGUAGUGGGAACCUGCUGAGGCGGCAACGACGACAUUGAUAUGAGCCAUCAGCUUAAGGCGACUGACGGUUAUCAGCCGGUGCCGCGUGGUAGGAGUAGUGGCGGCAGAACAGCCCCAUUCGAUGAGGUCGAUCAGCACUUGCUGGAGGAAGGAGACAAAAUACCAUUCGUCGAUUCCGAGGAUGAAGACGACGUCGAUCGUGAUGACCACUCCAGCGAAGGUAGCAGUGGCAACGCGUCCGACGACGAGGACGAUAUCAUGACCGAGAGUCAGGAAAACCUGGCGAUGGCCUACGUAAAUCGGUACAAAGCGCCUUCCCUGUCGGAGCGUCGGAACCAGGAGAAGCUGACGGUUUCGAUAGAAAACGAGAAGAAAUCCCCACCAAGUGGACAUGAUCUCAAUGAGGAAGCAAAGGAUGUGCCAACGGAACUUAAAACUGUCCAAGAACGAUCGAUCGGUUUGCGGCGUAAUUCCAUUUCCCUUCCCAGCCUGGCGGUAGAGGAUCUGGAUGGAUUGCGUCAAGCCAGAGUAGACGAGGAGGACAGCAAAAUACUAGUUGUGCAAGGUCAUAGCGCCAGUAGCGAAACAACAGCAUCGCCGGAAACGCCGGGCACUCCUCAAAGCCUUAAACCGAUGCUUCACUUCGAAAGCGACAGCGAAGAAGAUGAACCAAAAAGUCCAAAGAACCUCUUCCGCAGCAGACGCCGUGGAUCGAUUGCCCCACUGCCGGCGCUGAGACUCAACGAUAAGGAAAUGAUGGCGAACGACUUCGAUACCCAGAGCGUGCUGAGCAAUCAGAACUCCAUCACCAGCAUCAACUCGUUGGCCAGUUUGCUGAAGGAAAAAAUGCAGCACAUCCCACGAUCUACGCACCGGAAAGAUUAUUUUACUUUUAAGACACAACAUUUUACAUCACCACUGAACGUUCCGGCCAUGAUUCGUAAAAAGAAACGAGAAACCAAAGACUACAAACUACGCGUUUUUGUCGGCAUGCUGUUCCUUAUCAUUGUGUUUCUUGUCGGCUAUGCAUACGUCAUGUACAAUCAGAAGCUGCUGGCCAAAUCAUACUUCGAGACCGUGAAGCUGCACAAAAAGACACGAGCUUUGAGGAUUCUGGAUCCGAAAGGAAAUGACCUGCUGACCGGUAAACUAGGGAUAAACAUCACCAUUGAUAAGCCAUACAAUUGCUUGAAGGAGGAUCUGCGGGACGACGGCAGCGUUUGCUAUGAGUGGAACUCCUUAGUUAGGUUGUACAUGAAUCUGGAGAAAACGGCAGCUCAAGAUAUAAAGUGCUACAGCUUCAGCUGGGAAACGCUGGUAGAUAACCACUAUCCGACGGAUUGUUUCGACCUCGGAGAGGGAGUCUACUGGUACGGUGCAGGCCUUACCCAGGAUGUGGACUAUUUAUUGAACAAAGCAUCGUUUGAUUUUGCUCCAUUUGUUACGGGUGAUAUCAACACCAAGCAGUGGGGUAACGCACUGAAAAGGUACUUCUUGAACACAAAGGGCAUAGCGAUUCUGGUGGAUGAUCGUACCCCGCUCUAUGUCAGCAUCAACCACAACAAUGUGAAUAAAAUUUGCCUGCGCGGACAAAACGAUAAUUUUGCAUACGUAAAUAAACUUACAAAUUAUUCCUCAUUGGAUUACAAGGUUUGCACGGGGCCGGAUAUGAAAACUCUUCAUAACGGUCUGACGCAAAAAAGUUUGUGGGAUGGAUUGACCGAAAACGACAAUGCCGUCAUCAAAUCCCUUCUUAGGGAACCAGUCUGGCAAAUUCCGGCUUUUUCACAGGAGGAGUUAACCGAAACUAUGAUCUAUAAUUAUACGGAGAACGUUAUUGCGUCCGGAUAUCUCCACGUUGGGCAUGUUCUGAUAAACGAGUUUUGGCAAAAGCACAUCGGCGAUUUUAAAUUUGAUCCCGAACGAUUCCAAACCCUUGAGGAUACUUUCAACAUACUUCGUCGUCGAGGAUUCCGAAUCUCACUCUCGAUACAACCUUUCAUCAGCACAGAAAGUGAGAACUUCUUGGAGGCAGUUGACAAGAAGCUUCUCAUCUAUGAACGCGAAUCUGAACGAAGCAUUCCAGCUCUGACGCGGUACAAGAGCUUAGCAAGUGCCGGAGUGCUCGACAUCACCAAUAACGAUACCAUACCGUGGUUGAAAAAUCAGUUGCAAAAAAUCGUAGAACCCAUCGGAAUUGAUUCGUUCUACCUGGACUUUGGCAAUGCGUACAGCAUGCCCAGAUAUUAUCAGUGCUCAACAACCUUAAUAAACCCAGAUCACUAUAAAUCGAUUUUCAUGAAUCGCAUCGAGGGUAAAAUUAACAUCUUCGGCGUUUCGAGUGCCAUCACAGUUCCGCGUCCUCCAGCAUUCCUCAGCCUUCCUCCGGUGAAUAGUUCUUGGACAGGCCUGCGAAGCAUAAUACCAACAGUACUUUCCUAUGGUGUCAUCGGCUAUCCAUUCAUCAUGCCAGGCUCAAUAGGAGGAGACUUCGUACUGUCGUCGAACUACACAAAAAUGUAUUCAUUCUAUCCGCUGAGAGCCCCUCCUCUGCCGGAAGUUGAGCUGUACAUCCGGUGGAUCCAGAUGGCCACAUUCCUUCCAGUGCUUCGGUUUACGCAUCUUCCUUCGGAGUACAAAAGCGACUCGGUGACGAACAUUGCCAAAGAGCUAUCGAUCAUUCGACAGAAAACGGUGAUGCCUCUGCUGGAGCAGUACUCCAGCGUGGCGAUGGACGAAGGUUUGCCCAUGAUCCGCCCGCUGUGGAUGAUGGAUUCAACCGACGUGAAUUGUUUGUACAUCGACGAUGAAUUCUCCAUCGGCGAUGGAUUGAUUGUUGCACCGAUUAUUUACCGUGGUGACACCAGUCGAGAAGUGUAUCUCCCCCAUGGCGUCUGGAAGGACGGUAUCGAUGGAUCUCUCCGCAAAGGUAGCCGUUGGAUUCACAACUAUCAUGUGCCGCUUAAUAAGGUGGCAUACUUUGUGAAAAUGCCCGACAAUACCCGAUUCUAGGCAGCGAAGUUUUGCGGCCUCCAAGCAAAAGUGAAAAAAAAAAUUCUCAUUAAAAGUGAUUUAAAACAUUCCUACGAACAUCAUUAGCCAAAAGUCAGUGAAAAAUCUUUUUAUUUUAUAUUGUUAAGUGUCAUUGAAUUUCUAUGAUAUUGAGAGCCAGUCAAUUAGUAUUAGAACACGUGUUAUAUUUCAAUAUCGUACGUAGUUACUCAUUCCAUAAUAUUUUUUGUUGAAGGUGUUAUCUACCAAAAAUUGGACCAUAUUACAAUUCCAACAGAGGUUCUUUCAAUUUGUGAGUAAUAAAAACUAAAACAUAUUUAUUUUGUGGUCUGACAACCACGCCAAAAGAAAUGUUUAAUAAAAAAUUAAAAAGUAAGAAUAA